AUUUUGAGCUUCUUUGAGUAGGAACAGAAAUCACGAGAUACACUUUCCCAGACUACCGAAUUGAUGCGUGAUCUGCAAUCCGGGCGUGAUAUCUGUUUCCAGGAACUAGAAAAAAUAACAAAAUGAUCGAAAAAAACAUCUGCAGCUGAUCGCACAUAGUUCGUGAAGUAUGCAACAGUCCAACAACUAUGUACACACACGAGUGUAUGAGUUCAUAUAAAGUUGUAAAAAAAGAAAAAACAAGUUUUUUUAACCCUGAAAUAAUGAGUGCCGCUAAAACCAACUCAGAUGGUCAGAUCUGCGUUUUAGUGUGUACUGGGAGGAGUUUCACGUCACUGGAUCCAGCUGCUCUCUGCACGUCGGAUCACAACCAUCAGGCUGCACAUGGAGCAGCCUCAGUGUGUGAUGAAGGAACAUCCUGAUGGGAUAAGUCGUCACACUAUUGACAAUGAAAUCAGUUGCAGCAGCUGAUGCAGAUGGGCUCAGACACGCAGCGACUUUGUGCAACUUUUCCGCGAGUUUGGAGGAGCUGAGAUGAAGAGGACCUGAAGCUUUUACCACCGAACAAACCAAAGGUGGUCAUCAUGUCGUGGAUGAUCCUCCCCGUCAGCCUGCCUGUCUUCACCAUCACUGGGAUAUGGGUUGUAUAUGCGAUGUCCCUGUACAACCAGCAUGUCUGCCCCGUGCAAAACUGGCUUUAUAAUGAGUCAUGUGAGGAGAUGCUUCCACUGCAGAGGGGUCCAGUUCUGUGCUGCACCCUGGACAACAUACCACUCAUCAGUAAAUGUGGAACUCUUCCACCUGAAAGCUGCUUUUUCAGCCUUGUAUGCAGCACUGGAUCCUUUAUGGUGAUGCUGAUUGGCCUGCUGCGUUACGCUCAUGUCAUAGAGAAGCACCAGAACUGUGUCCUCAACACGGCCGGCCUCUCCAGCGCGUGGAUCUGUGCUGCCGGGCUCAUCAUGGUGGGAAACUUCCAGGUGGAUUUUGCCAAAGUCCUGCACUACGUCGGAGCCGGGGUGGCCUUCCCUUCUAGCAUGUUGUUUGUGUGUCUUCAGUCGGCUCUGACCUACAGACUGGCCAAAACCCAGGACGAGUAUCGCAUAGGUCAUCUACGUGUGGGGAUGUCCCUCCUGGCACUGAUCGCCCUGGUGCUCAGUGGAGUUUUCUUUUGCCAGGAGAGCUUCGCCCUGCAGCACGCCUCCGCCAUCUUUGAGUGGAUCUACUGCAUGCUCAUCAUGCUCUUCUUCGGGACUUUUGCCUUUGAGUUCGGGGGCAUGUCGGCGGACACGCUGAUGGUGCUGUCCAGAGGAGGAGGAGGAGGAGGAGGAGGAGUGCACAGCUUCUCCACCUCGGGACACAAGAUAGAGGUGGGCAGCGGCUCUAACCACCACCAGCCGGAGAGCUUAUCGAUGCUGUAACCAGACUGCAAAUUAGCUUCAGCAUCCCUGAAGGUCAAAGGGCGACACAUGGGCCGAUCUAGAAGACACCAACUCGGAGUCUCGAGACGCUGCAUCCUGCAUAUCGUCACGCUCACUAUAGCACACAGCCAAGCUGCCAAAGCUGUUUUGCUCAGCACUGACCAAAGACUUUUAUCCUGCUUUGCUUAAUUUAAGUGCAGGCUACAACUGCAAACCAUUGCACAAUAUCAUUAUCACAAAGUGCUUUUCUGAACACUGAAAGAGAUGCACGUGCGCACACUCACGCACACAGCCCUCGCUGUUUGUUUUAAUGCUCUUAAUGUAACAAUCACUCUCUGCAUUCUUGGCUGAAGUUGCCUUUUCUCAGACUGAGCGGGCUUCAGAUGUAGCGACGUCAGUUUGUUUGAAUGUUUAGACGUUCAGACACUGAGCUCUGUGUUGUUGUUUUUAACUCAGGAAGUUUUGUUACACAAGCAGCUUUUUGCUCUUUACCUAAAAUGAGGUAAGCUUUUCCAAAAGACAAUAGACGGACUAAAGGUUAGUGUGUGCCAAGAAUAAUUCAUUUAAUGUGGUUUAUUUGUUUUAUGGCAGGAAUAUGUCUUUAAAUUAAAAAAAGUAAUUUUUUUUUGUUUUUUAUGAUUUAUAGCAUUUUGUGCAACUCUUUAUGGCAAUAUUGCCCAAGUAGCUGUCUCAUAUUAAAGCUCAAAUAAGUUCUGUUGUAUAUUUUGUUGUAUCAGCUCUUUGCCAACAUGUUUUAUUAUUGCUCUCAGUAAGAAUGAAACUUUUACAGUUUGAAUGGGACCAAACUAUCUGUGAUGUCAUGCUGUAUUUGAUCAUAUGCAGAAAUACUUUUACAAGAAGUUCAAUAAUGUGUGCAGAGAACAAAAGAAUUAAAGAAAAUAGAACAAGAUGAAUUUCCUUCUUUUCAGUCAAACAUGCAGCC
This is a messenger RNA of Cottoperca gobio, 2361 nucleotides long. Its product is annotated as transmembrane protein 150A-like. The record is from RefSeq and is a predicted model, not a curated record. The transcript is spliced from 8 exons. NCBI's taxonomy places the organism in Eukaryota, Metazoa, Chordata, Actinopteri, Perciformes, Bovichtidae. Bases 585 to 1418 code for a protein of 277 amino acids.